CCAGUCGGCUCCAGCCACGCGCCGUGUCCUCCAGCGCCAUGCAGGCCCCGCAAGUCGCCGUCGCCCUGGUCGCCCUCGUCGUCGUCUCGGCCGUCCUCGGCUCCCCGACGCCAGACGCGGGUGACGCCGACAGCGAGGCCCGCGCGGGGAUGUGGUUCGUGAGCACGAAGGACGGCACCCUGGCCGGCACGCAGCAGGUCGGCGCGGACGGCAUCCGCUUCUACUCCUUCCAGGGCAUCCCCUACGCCAAGCCGCCCGUCGGCCCACUCAGGUUCAAAAACCCGCGGCCCGCGGUGCCCUGGCACGGCCGCGUGCGCCCCGCGCUGUCCGGCGGCGACAAGUGCCCCCAGCUGAACGCCGUCACGGGCCAGUCGGAGGGCCGCGAGGACUGCCUGUACCUCAACGUGUUCACGCCCUUCCUGGGCGCCGCCGUGCUGCCCGUCAUGGUCUACCUCCACGGCGGCGCCUUCCAGACGGGGUCCGGCGACAUCUCGGAGGUCGGCCCCGACUUCCUGGUGCGCCACGACGUCGUGCUGGUCACCAUCAACUACAGACUGGGCGCUUUCGGCUUCCUGAACAUGGACAGCGACGACGCUCCCGGCAACGCCGGCCUCAAGGACCAGCGCGCCGCGCUGCGCUGGGUGCGUGACAACGUGGCCAACUUCGGCGGCAACCCCAACCACGUCACCAUCUUCGGCAACUCGGCGGGGGCCGCGUCCGUGCACUACCACACCCUGCUCAACGACAGCCGAGGGCUGUUCCGCGCCGCCAUCAUGCAGAGCGGCAACGCGCUGCAGUGGUGGGCGUACCACGACACCUUCCCGGACCGCCUGGACAUGGCCCGGCGGCUCUGCGACGCCCUGGGCGGCGACUCGGCCUCCGAGGAGGGCAUGGUGCGCUCCUUCAAGCAGGCCAGCACUGGGGACAUCCUGGCGGCCAGCGCGCGCAUGGCCAGAGGCGGCAUCUCCAGGGUGAGUCGGGGGGCUCCGCGAAGAUCAGCCAAGAUACAUCUCAAAGGGUCGCUUUGUUGCUCUGUCUCUCUCGCACCCCUGUUCCGGCCGAGCCCCGAGCGCCGCGACGCGGGCCGCGAGAGCCGCUUCCUGGGCCGCGACGCCGAGAGCCUGAUCCGGCAGCCGCAGGUGCCUCCAGUGCCGACCGUCGCGGGGCUCAGCGGCAACGAGGGAGUCUACUCGUACUACUACCUCGGCCUCGACAAGGUGCCUGAGCUGGUGUCCGCGCUGCUGGAAAAGCCCGAGAAGCUGCUCCCGGACAACGUGUCCCCCUCGGUGGACACGGCGCACAUCCUGGGCCACGACUUCCCGCCCACGCUCAGCGCCGACGCGGCCGCCCGCUUCGGCGCGCGCCUCCGGGAGGCCUACGGGCUGGACGCCGGCGUCGGCAACCUGCAAACGCUCCUGGGCGACAUCAACGGCGCCGUGGCCGUGCACAGACUCGUCAACCUCACCCUGGGCAGCCACGGCCCCGAGGCCCCCCUCUUCCUGUACCACUUCCUGGAGGACGGCGACUACAACCUGUUCAAGAAGUCGGCCAACAUCGCCGAGGCGGGCGCGACGCACACGGAUGAGCUCGGCUACCUGUUCCGCAUCACCUCCCCGACGGACCUCCGGCAGACCCUGUUCGGCGGCUCGGCGUCCAGCAAGACGCUCGACGCCCUCACCACCCUCUGGACCAACUUCGCCAAGCAAGGUGACCCCGGCUUCCAGAGCUGGCCGGCCGCGGCGGGGGACGCGUCGACCGCCGCCUACGCCAAGAUCAGCGCCAGGGAGCUGGGGACGCUCGGAGAGGGCCUGGGCGGGGACAGGAUGGGCAUGUGGGAGGAGCUGUACGCAGGGCUGAGGAGCCGAGAGCACUGCUUCGGCCUGCCCAUCCCGCUGCCCGAGUCCAGGGGCUGCAAUCCGCAGCAACAGCCCCACUUCCCUGGGUAGCACCACUUUAAGGUGCAACCUCACUGCUCAUCGCCUUGCCCGCAGAAUUACGUAAAUUAGAACUGGCCGACAGGUUUUGUCGUACACGCAGAAAUAAAAUAAAGACAUUAUUUGCAGUAAA
Molecule: messenger RNA, 2067 nt
Organism: Thrips palmi
Lineage: Eukaryota; Metazoa; Arthropoda; Insecta; Thysanoptera; Thripidae
Product: esterase B1-like
Exons: 9
Coding region: 39-1946 (635 amino acids)
Source: RefSeq, a predicted model, not a curated record